AUGGAGACCGCCAAGGAUAUCAUCAAGGGCGAAGAGCCCACCGCUCUCGAGAAGAUGGCCAGCGGGAUCACCGCCGACGGCCCUGGUGCCACGCGAGUGCCCAAGUGUCCCGUCAUGGGUCCGCUGGGUCCCAACCUGAUGACGACCAGUGUCGGUCAGCCGCUGCCAGACAUGCGCACAUCUCUGAACAUCGGCGGCUACGUGCUGGCCUCCGAUGUCCACCUCAUGGAGAAGCAGCAGACCUUCAACAGGUCCAAGAUCUGCGAGCGCAUGGUACACGCGUGUGGCAUGGGCGCUUUCGGUUACUUCGAGGUCACCAAGGACGUGAGCCGCUACACCAAGGCCAAGUUCUUGGAAUCGGUGGGCAAGCAGACGCCGGUGUUCGCACGCUUCAGCACUGUCACCUACGGCAGGGAGUUUCCCGACUCGGCCCGUAACCCUCGGGGCUUCGCCGUCAAGUUCUACACCGAGGAGGGCAACUACGAUCUCGUGGGUUUGAACUUCCCGAUCUUCUUCGCGCGCGAUCCGGCCCUGGGACCCGACGUUAUCCGCUCGCAGACCCGCGAUGCCGAGAACUUCCUGCUCAACUUCGACGCUCUCUUCGACUUCCUCAUCAAUGUCCCCGAGUCUCUUCACUGCGCCACCAUGUUCUUCUCCAACCGCGGCACUCCCUACGGCUUCCGCCACAUGGAGGGCUACGGUUGCCACACCUUCAAGUGGGUCAACGCCGACGGCGAGGAGCACUACAUCAAGUAUCACUUCCUCCCGGAGGCAGGCGUGCGCAACUUCACCAACGCCGAGGCGACGGCCAUGUGCGGUCUCGAUCCGGACUUUGCCAAGCGCGAUCUGUGGCAACACAUCAACAAGGGCGGCGAGGUCGUGUGGAAGGCCUAUAUCCAGAUCAUGACUCCCGAACAAGCUAGCACCUGCCCCUACGACCCCUUUGAUGUGACCAAGGUGUGGUCCCAUGACGACUUCCCUCUCUACGAGUACGGCCGCCUUGUUCUCAACCGCAACGUCGACAACUACCACCGCGAUGUCGAGCAGGCAGCCUUUUCGCCUGGUUCGCUUGUUCCGGGCAUCGAGCCGUCGCCUGAUCCGCUGCUUCAGUUCAGGUGCUUCUUCUACCGGGACACGCAGUACUACCGCUUGGCUCGUUUUGUGAACCCCCAACAGAUCCCUGUGAACUGCCCGUUCGCGGCCAAGGUCAACCACCCGCAGAGCCGCGAUGGACUUAUGCGCACGGACUACAACGGCGAAGGCGAGCCUACCAUCUACCCCAACAGCCGAAAUGGCCCAAUGGGAGAUGCCAAGUACAACUGGAAGCCAGUGCCAGUGACUGGUGUCAUUGACCGCGCUAGCAGCUCGCGUCAUGCCGGCACCGACUCAGAGUAUGACCAGGCACGUGAGCUCUUCACCAAGAUCAUGAGCGACGCCGAGAGGAUGCACCUGUUCAACAAUAUCGCCGAGUUCCUCAAGCUCGCCAACCCCGACAUUCAGGAAAAGACCAUCAUGGCCUUUGGCAAGGUCCACGCUGACUAUGCCCAGGGCAUCCGCAAAGCCCUUGCAGCAGCCUCCAUCCCACCAACUCCCGCUGGCCACGCUGACAUCUGA
Acanthamoeba castellanii str. Neff is the source of this 1614-nucleotide messenger RNA. RefSeq names its product Catalase, putative. Bases 1 to 1614 code for a protein of 537 amino acids. The record is from RefSeq and is a predicted model, not a curated record. Gene Ontology annotation, biological process: response to hydrogen peroxide; hydrogen peroxide catabolic process. Lineage: Eukaryota; Discosea; Longamoebia; Acanthamoebidae. Gene Ontology annotation, cellular component: mitochondrion; cytoplasm; peroxisome. The transcript is spliced from 9 exons. Gene Ontology annotation, molecular function: catalase activity; heme binding.